This is a messenger RNA of Macadamia integrifolia, 1608 nucleotides long. Its product is annotated as zinc finger CCCH domain-containing protein 39. The coding region runs from base 302 to 1333 and encodes 343 amino acids. Gene Ontology annotation, molecular function: metal ion binding; mRNA binding. The record is from RefSeq and is a predicted model, not a curated record. The transcript has 2 exons. NCBI's taxonomy places the organism in Eukaryota, Viridiplantae, Streptophyta, Magnoliopsida, Proteales, Proteaceae.
AUGCCGUUUUUAGGGUUUUAGACUUCAACUAGGGUUUAGUUCUUUUUGGCUGCAGCCUUCAAAACUGAAUUUUUAGGGUUUUGGUUUGGCAGCGUCACAGAUUUAUGUUCUUUUCAUUCCUAUCAUUUCUUCCCGCCGACUGAUUGCGAGGCUCUGUUUUCUUCAUAGGAAUUUGAUCUCGGUUUCAUUACAUUAGUGAUUAGUCCUUUUUUUUGUGAUCGAAUUUAGAAAUUGGGAAUUCUCAAUUGAUGUUGGUCGUUUCUGCUCAAAUCUUCAGUUUAACGCCCUAAGACCUGCAAGUAUGAGUGUUCCUGCUACUCCUCGUCCGUUCUGUCCACCGCCAUUCGCUGUAAGUGGUGAACCUGUUGGAUUCUGGUCUCAAAUCCCGUUUGACAACGAGCAAGCCCAACCUGCUUCUGGUGUUGAUUGGCCACCAUUCAAGAAACCCAGAAACUCCGAAGAUAUCCCCUCGAAUUCUUUCUCAAACCCACCUGCAAAUCCAAGGAUGCAGCCUCCGCCAGCCUUAAACCCUCCUCUUACGAAAGGCACGAGCAGGAUGUUCUUCAAGACCCGUCCUUGCGCAAAAUUUAUUGCUGGGGCCUGUCCUUAUGGGGACAACUGCAAUUUCGCUCAUGGCCCUGAUGACAUGAGGAAGCCUCCACCCAACUGGCAGGAAAUCCUUGCUGCCAGAGCCCGUGAGGAAGAAAGAGCCGCUGGGCUUUGGGAUGAAGAUCAGAGAAUAAUUACUCGGCUCAAGCUCUGCAAGAAAUUCUGUAAUGGGGAGGAAUGCCCAUAUGGGGAUCGAUGUAAUUUUCUUCAUGAAGAUCCAUCUAAGUUCAGGGACGAUCCUGGGAGGUUUAGGGAAAGUUCUGCAAUCAGCAUUGGGAUUACAGAGACCUCUCCUGGGAGUAAUGGAAGUGGGUCUGAUCAUCAACAGGAAAGUAAUGGCGUUGUGAAUUCCGGUUCUGAUGCAAAUCGGAUCAAUCAGAAGCCUGCAUAUUGGAAGACAAGAAUCUGUAGCAAGUGGGAGACGACCGGGAACUGCCUAUUUGGUGAUAAAUGUCACUUUGCUCAUGGGCAAGCAGAACUGCAGAAGUAUGGAGGCCACACUGAAGCAGAAUCUGUGACUGUUUGCAUAGCUCCCAUAAAACCUCUUAUGAACUCUAGUAAUGAUGUAUUACCCAUUAAUACUGGAGUGGGAACUUGUAAGCAGCAAGUGCAUGGUAAGAAGUGUCUACUGAACUGGAGAGCUGAGAAGAUCAGUCGAAUUUAUGCUGAUUGGAUUGAUGAUGUGCCGCUUGUUCGUAAUUCGCCGAGCAAGGUGGAGAGCUGAUUCGAAAAUAGAAGUUUUGCUGGAACAUUGAAUUUGGUGUUUCUACUAUCUGAGAAGGAUGAAGCACAAUUUUUUCUUAGUUUGAUCAAUUAGUGGGUUGAUUGGAGUCUCAUUGAGAUUUUUUUUUCUUAUAUCAUAUGGGAAAUGUACAUUCUGAUCAUCAAUUUUGUAUUCUUUCUUCCCAUCUUUUUGGGGUGAGACAAUUUUGAGAUUUGAGUGUUUGGGAAUUAUGGAUUGUUGCUGCUUAAUAUCAUAUACCCAAGUAUUGAUUUAAA